This is a messenger RNA of Cutaneotrichosporon cavernicola, 1332 nucleotides long. RefSeq lists its product as uncharacterized. Lineage: Eukaryota; Fungi; Basidiomycota; Tremellomycetes; Trichosporonales; Trichosporonaceae. The coding region runs from base 1 to 1332 and encodes 443 amino acids. Gene Ontology annotation, molecular function: dipeptidase activity. The transcript is spliced from 2 exons. The record is from RefSeq and is a predicted model, not a curated record.
AUGACCAUCGAGAAGCCAACCAAGAUGGCCCCCGAGCCGUGCUGCAGCUGCGGCCACCUGCCCAGCAAUGGCAAGGACGAUGUGCCAAGCCGCCGCGCACCGUUCCGCCCAGAGGUGCGCGACACAAUCACAUCCGUAAUCGACGGGCUCAAGGACGAGCUCACUGACGUGUCGUUGUACAUCCACGCCAACCCCGAACUGGCAUACAAGGAGGAAAAGGCGCACGCCAAGCUGUGCGCAUACCUCGCAUCCAAGGGGUUCACUGUACACCAGAUUCCCGAGGUGCCCACGGCAUUCAAAGUAUCGUACACGCGUGGAGUGGGGGGACGUACCUUUGGCUUGAACUCAGAGUACGACGCACUUCCCGACAUUGGACAUGCUUGCGGACAUAACCUCAUUGCGAUAUGUGGUGUCGGUUCCCUUCUUGCAAUGCAGAAGGCGAUGGACGAGCAUGACAUUGACGGGACCGUCGUGCUCAUCGGCACACCGGCCGAAGAGGGUGCGGGCGGAAAAGUCGACCUCUUGAACGCAGGCGCUUAUGACGGUAUCGGCGCAUGCAUGAUGCUCCACCCCGGACAAGGGGGGGAGGAGUCGGGCGGCGCCAUCAUCCGCUCCCUCGCAUACCAGGGCAUCACCGCAGAGUACAAGGGCAAGCCAGCGCAUGCCGGCCUGUCGCCAUGGGAAGGUGUCAACGCCCUCGAUGCCGCUUGUACGGCUUACGUCGGCAUCUCGGCUAUGCGGCAGCAGUUCAAGCCCGACGUACGUGUCCAGGGCGUGAUUACCGAUGGCGGUGGCACUGCGCCUAAUAUCAUUCCCGAGCGCUCCGCCAUGCAAUACCUCGUCCGGGCGCCCACCGCAGCUGAUCUCGAAAUCGUCUCCAACAGAGUCGGCAAGUGCUUCGAGGGUGCGGCACUCCAGACUGGAUGCGACGUCAAGAUCGACCGCGAGGUACUCAUGUUCGAGCUGCGCAACGACAAGGCCUUAUCUCACGAGUACGCACAAGUCAUGUCUGAGAUGUGGGACAUUCCCGUCCGUGUUCUCCUCAGCCAGAGCAUGGGUGCCUCGACAGACUUUGGUAACGUCACAUUUGCGAUGCCCGCCUGUCACCCGAUGUACAUGAUUCCGGCCAAGGGCGGCAACCACACGUACGAGUUCACGGCCGCGACCAAGACGGAGCGCGCACACCAAGAGAGCUUCAAGGCCAUGGGCGCAAUGGCUGCCGUCGGCCUCCGUUUCCUCGCCGACGACAUCUUUGCCAUGGACGUCCAGUCGACGUGGGAGACCAACAUGCAGGAGGUCAAGGAAGAGGCGGCGCGUAUUGAGAAGAAGUAG